CGGUUUCCAGCAAUAAUUACACUAUUCUGCAUGCUCAGUGCUUGACGGGCCCGAAAAUAUGGACAGCAUAGAGUAUUUCGUCCAAGUCGCCCAGGAGAAAUGGCCCGUUAUCGCAACAUUCAUUGCGGUGUCUCUUGUGGCCAUGUUUCUGCAAACCGCGGUGGUGUCGCGCAGCACCUGGACCAAGAUUCCCCUGAUUGGUGCUGAAUUGGGCAGUGAUGAGAAGAGAAGAGAACUGUAUCUCAAAGGGGCCAAGAGAGUAUACACAGAAGGGUACAAACGUUUCAAAAAUGGCGUAUACCGCAUUGUCACCCCGACAAGCUCAAAGGUUAUCGUCGUGUCGACCCGUUUCCUCCCCGAGCUACGAAAACUUCCCGAUAGCAUUUUGAGUCGUGAUGCAGCUAUUGUAGAGACACUCCAUUCAAAAUAUACCGGUAUUAGCCCUGGGGAAAUGGCCAUGUCUUGGGUGCUCAAAGCACGCUUGACUCCGGCUCUGAAUCGUGUCAACUUGAAUCUUGCCGACGAGGUUCAGUCUGCUUUUCGGGAAGAGAUGCCAACUUGUGAGGAUUGGACGGCCGUCAAAAUCAACUCAGUUCUGCUGAGAAUUGUCGCCAAGGCUUCCGGGCGCAUUUUUGUCGGCCCCGAGCUCUGUCACUCAGAAGAGUACCUCGAGGCCGCCAUCAGAUACACGGUUGAAGUCAUCGGAGCUGCCAACGCUGUUUCGAACGUUCCGCCAUGGCUGCGGUCCUUCAAAGCCUCUAAACUGCCCGAAGUUCAAAGACUCCAUGAAAGGAGAAAACACGCUAUCAAAUUCAUGCAGCCCGUAGUGGAAUCCCGCAAGGAUUUGGAUCAGAAGCCGGACGACCUGUUGCAGUGGCUGAUUGACAACGAAGGAAACCUUGGAGACAUGAGCACUUGGAAGCUCGCCAGGACGCAACUUGCGCUGAGUUUCGCGGCCAUUCAUACUUCCACUGUCGUAUCAACCAAUGUGUUCUAUACCCUGGCAGUUAUGCCCAACGAAGUCAUCCUGGAACUGCGCGACGAGAUUCGCUCUGUGCUUGGAGAAAAUAACGGAAACUUUACGAGCUCUGCACUGCAGUCAAUGAAGAAAGUCGACAGCUUUAUCAAGGAGACGAUGCGAUACUACCCCUUCGCUAAUCAUAGCUUCGAACGCAAAGUUAUGCGGACUUUCACCCUGUCCAACGGACAGGUCAUUCCAGCGGGGGUCAUUCUGGAAUGCUCAACGGCCCACAACCAAGACGACGAGGUCUUCCCCGACGCUUCCCGCUUUGACCCUUGGCGCUUUUCCAAGUUACAGGAGCAAGAGAAGGAAGACGGAAUGGAUGGUGCUGCUCGUCAUCAGAUGGUCAGUGUCACGCCGAACCACCUCACGUUUGGCUACGGUCGCCAUGCAUGUCCAGGGCGGUUCUUUGCCAUCAAUGAGAUCAAGAUGAUCAUUGGUACCUUCCUGCUUAACUACGAUAUCAAGAACAUCGAUGGGUCAAAUGAGCGCUAUGCUAAUGUCGUCCACGGUUCGAGUUCAGUUCCGGACGUGACCAAAGAACUCCUCUUCAGGAGAGUCUGA
Messenger RNA from Cryphonectria parasitica EP155, 1585 nucleotides. RefSeq lists its product as uncharacterized. NCBI's taxonomy places the organism in Eukaryota, Fungi, Ascomycota, Sordariomycetes, Diaporthales, Cryphonectriaceae. The record is from RefSeq and is a predicted model, not a curated record. Gene Ontology annotation, molecular function: oxidoreductase activity, acting on paired donors, with incorporation or reduction of molecular oxygen; monooxygenase activity; heme binding. The coding region runs from base 59 to 1585 and encodes 508 amino acids. The transcript is spliced from 9 exons.